This is a messenger RNA of Tripterygium wilfordii, 597 nucleotides long. RefSeq lists its product as uncharacterized. The record is from RefSeq and is a predicted model, not a curated record. Bases 1 to 597 code for a protein of 198 amino acids. The transcript has 2 exons. Lineage: Eukaryota; Viridiplantae; Streptophyta; Magnoliopsida; Celastrales; Celastraceae.
AUGGACGUGGGUCAUGUCCUACUAGGAAGACCUUGGCAAUUUGAUAGGAUAGUAGUACAUGAUGGUAGGCAUAACACCUAUAGUUUUGUCUUUGACAAAAUUAAAAUUGUCCUAGUACCGAAGAAGGAAGAUGACACAAAGAUGGCAGUGGGAGAGUCAUCAAACAUGUUGACCCGUCAGAAAUUUAUUGAUGAGUUUGAACAUAACAGGAUUGUCUUCACCCUCCUGGGUAAAGGGGAGAAAAUCUCCAAUGCAGACCUGCUCGAAGCGGUUCAUCACAUUAUCACAAAAUUCGGUGAUGUAUUUCCAGAGGAUAUGCCUCAAGGUUUGCCACCUUUACAGGAUAUUCAAUAUCAAAUUGACCUAGUGUCGGGUUCAAGUCUACCCAAUAAACCACACUACCAUAUGGGGCCAAGAGAGCAUAAAGAGUUAAGGAGACAAGUUGAAAAACUGUUGGAUGACCUACUAGAUCAACUUAAUGGAGCUUCAGUGUUUUCCAAAUUAGAUUUAAAAUUAGGUUAUCACCAGAUUCGCCUACGUCUGAUGAAUGGAAGACCGCCUUUAAAACCCAAGAAGGAUUAUAUGAUUGGCUUGUGA